Cotesia glomerata is the source of this 890-nucleotide messenger RNA. RefSeq names its product transmembrane protein 222. The record is from RefSeq and is a predicted model, not a curated record. The coding region runs from base 131 to 682 and encodes 183 amino acids. NCBI's taxonomy places the organism in Eukaryota, Metazoa, Arthropoda, Insecta, Hymenoptera, Braconidae. The transcript has 5 exons.
CUUUGACAGUAACUGUACAUUGCAGUGUUGUGAGGUUAAAAAAGUGUUGUGUGCAUUUUUGGAGUUUAUUUACAAAUAUUUGACAGCACGUGGCAACUGUCAAAUUAAAUAAAAUAAAUAAAUAAAUAAAAUGAGAGACAGCGAUUAUUUGGCGAGAUCCACAAAUACUUCUAGUACCUCCUCUAUUAUAGAUCUUGUUAUUGAACCAGCGAGAAAAAAAUUUCCAUUCUGUAUCGUGUGGACUCCAAUACCUUUUCUGACAUAUUUUUUUCCAUUCAUUGGUCAUAUGGGAGUAGCAACUUCAGCUGGUGUAAUUCGUGAUUUUGCUGGACCAUAUCAUGUUUCUGAAGAUAAUAUGGCGUUUGGAAAACCAACAAAAUACUGGCAAUUAGAUUAUUCACGAGCACGUGGUGGUCUAGCUGGAUGGGAUGCUGCUGUUUCAGAAGCUAGUGAUAUUUAUAAGAAAAAAAUGCACAAUUUAUUUUGUGAUAAUUGCCAUUCGCAUGUAGCAACAGCUUUAAAUUUAAUGAAUUACGACAAUUCAAGUAAUUGGAAUAUGGUGAAGCUAGCAUUUUUCAUGUUAAUUAAAGGAAAAUAUGUUGGCUUCUUAGGAUUUGUUAAGACGUGGUUGCCUUUUGUUAUAAUCAUAACAAUUAUAACAAUAUUUUUCAUCAUCUUUUAAGGAAUUUUUAUGGAAAUAAAAAAUUAUAUUGAUUUUUCAUUAACAAUAAUAACUUAUGAAAAUAUAUCGUCCAUUUCAUUAAUGACACCUUUCUCAACGCUAAAAUCAUACUGAUAAUCUUGACUCAUAAUACGGGUAAUAAAAUUAGCAAUCUCGUCAACACGAAGCCUAUCUAACUCAAUGUCUCUAUCUAACUCUUUAUUCAAUU